This is a messenger RNA of Diuraphis noxia (Russian wheat aphid), 8647 nucleotides long. Its product is annotated as Lost PHDs of trr. Gene Ontology annotation, cellular component: MLL3/4 complex; nucleus. The record is from RefSeq and is a predicted model, not a curated record. Gene Ontology annotation, biological process: positive regulation of transcription by RNA polymerase II. NCBI's taxonomy places the organism in Eukaryota, Metazoa, Arthropoda, Insecta, Hemiptera, Aphididae. Gene Ontology annotation, molecular function: transcription coactivator activity; histone H3K4 methyltransferase activity; protein binding.
GUUGGAUUUAUCCUAUCUAUGCCGACAUGCGGUUCAGUCGUAACGGCCGUAAGUCAGGACCGCAGAACAGUUUGUGACCGGUAUCGCUGGUUACCCCAACCAAGUGAUAGGGGAGACCCGAGUACCCGACGAACUCGACACCCGCGCAGUUCACCUCACGAAAAUGGACAAUGACAAAUCWAAGAUGUCUAAGACAUUAUUAGAUAAAUCUGAUGAAAUGGACAUAGAUGAAGAUCCAUGUUCUGAUGAUGAUGUUGACAAUGGUGCUCCUAUGUUAGAUGAUGAUGAUGAUGAUGAGGAUGAUGAUGAUGACGAAGAUGAUGAUAAUGAAGAUAUGGAUGAUGAUCCAGAUUAUCAAGAAGAUUGUUCACGUAUUUCUACAGAAGCAGCUUCUAUAUCAGUUGAUGAAACUUCUUCUAAUCAAACUCCAAAUGAUAUUGCUGUUAAGACAGAUGAAGGUAAUUUCGAAGAAACAACAUCUUGUUCACCUAUUCGGAGUGCUGUUACACCUAUAACAUCUUAUGAUAGCCCUUUACAAAUGAAAAAAUUAAAUUUAAAAAUUAAAAGAUGGAGAAGGGAAGAUGCAGAAGGUAAAUCUCCAAAUGUUUCUCGAACUGAUGAAAAUACUCCUCCUACUUCAUCAUCGGUCGAUCCUACUAUUGAUGAUAGAAAUGUAUUAUAUCAAGAGACUUGGCCCGGAAAAGUAUGUGCAUUUUGUAAUUUGGGAGAACGAAGUCAACUUGGACAAGGAUCUCUUCUAAGGUUAGACUGGGAAAAAGAUUUUAAAUCAACAUUAGAUGAUUUUACCAAGCAAUUAGUUACUAAACAAUUAACUCCAAUGCCAUUACAAUCACCAACUGCCGAAACGGCACCAAUUAUACAGUAUAGAAGGCAAAAAUCUGCUGCUAAAUUUAAACAACAACAAUUUUCAACCUGUAGUUUUGAACCUGUGGAUGAGCUUAGCGUUAUUGGUUAUUUGGAUGUUCCUGAUUUAAAUAUGGUUUAUGAACAAUAUGAAUCAAAUGGAUAUGUUUAUGUACAUCAGUUUUGUGCUACAUGGACUCAAGGUGUAAAAUGUGAUACAUCUGAUUCAUUGGAAAAUGUACCUGAACUUAUCUUAGAGAGCUUAAUGCGACGGUGUUCUUACUGUGGUCACUUAGGUGCCAGUGCUCCAUGUACAUACACUAAUUGUUUGAAAUUUUUUCAUUAUCCUUGUAUUUUUGCUUCUGCAUCGUUUCAAGAGAUGAGUGUACCAGCUUUAAUUUGCAAUUCUCAUCUUGAUCAUGUUCCAUUAAUGGAACUUUCUGCUAAUGUUGCUUGUGGUAUUUGUUCGACUCUUGGAGAUGUUUCUAAUUUAAUGAUGUGUACAGCAUGUGGUAAUCACUACCAUGGUGUUUGUGUUGGAUUAGCUCUACUCCCAGGAGUGAGAGCUGGUUGGCAAUGUGGUAACUGUAGAAUUUGUCAAGUUUGUCGGCAACCAGCCGAACAGGCUAAAGUCAUGUUAUGUGAAGGUUGUGAUAAAGCCUAUCAUCCUGGUUGUUUAAGACCUCAAGUGACAACUAUUCCUAAAAUUGGAUGGAAAUGCAAAUGCUGUCGUGUAUGCACUGAUUGUGGUUCUCGUACCCCUGGUGCUGGGUUAUCUUCUCGGUGGCAUGCCCAUUACACAGUAUGUGAUUCUUGUUAUCAGCAACGUAAUAAAGGUUCUUCAUGUCCACUUUGUCAUCGAGCUUAUCGAGCUGCUGCUCAUCGAGAAAUGGUUCAAUGUAUAUCAUGUCGAAAAUACAUACAUGGUGCUUGUGAUCCAGAAGCUGAAUAUAUAACUAGUCAUAGCAAAAGUUCAGCAUCUGAGUAUAUGUGUCCUUUAUGUAAAAAUGCUGUACAACAACGUCGUGAUGGAUAUGAAGAAUUUGGAGACUCGAAUAGUUCAAUAGAUGUUUAUCAACCUGAACAUGAUUCAGAGUUUAAGAGCAAUAAAGAUUUUGAUGAUGGUCGAAUGUGUGGGUAUGGUUUGGGUAAAGGAAAACCAUAUGCUGCAUGUAAAGUAGCUAAGAAGCGAUUGCUUUCUGGAUAUGCUGGGCGUGCUAAGGGCUUAGGUAAACUUACUGCUGCAUUAAAACCCAUGUACCAGAAGAAAGGUCAACGGCUUGUUGAGUUUCCUAGAAAGAGACCACGAGGAAGAAUGCGAGGCAUUUUUGGUGUACCUGGUCUUGGAUUACAAAGGCCUUUGUCUGAUGUAAGCUCCAAAAAUUCUUCAAAUGACAUUGAUCCUAACAAUGAAAAUCGAAUUGUUUUAUGCUCAGCUAAAGAUAAAUUUGUACUUGGUCAAGAUAUAUGUGUUAUGUGUGGAUCAUUAGGCACAGACCAAGAAGCAUGUCUUAUUUCAUGUUCUCAGUGUGGUCAGUGCUAUCAUCCUUUUUGUGUUAAUGUUAAAGUAACCAAAGUUAUUCUUCAAAAAGGAUGGAGAUGUUUAGACUGUACAGUUUGCGAAGGGUGUGGACAACGUAAUGAUGAGUCUAGACUUAUACUUUGUGAUGAAUGUGAUAUUUCUUAUCAUAUUUAUUGCACUGAUCCAAAACUUGAUUAUGUCCCCAGAGGAACUUGGAAAUGCAAGUGGUGUGCUCAAUGUUUGACAUGUGGUUCAAAUGAUCCUGGUUUCAAUUGUUCUUGGUUGAAUAAUUAUACUGAAUGUGGACCUUGUGCUUCUCGUAAUAUUUGUCCAUCAUGUCAAGAAUCAUAUACUGAUAGUCAAUUGAUUAUUAAAUGUUCUCAGUGUGAUAGAUGGCUUCAUGGAAAAUGUGAUAAAAUUGAAAACGAAGAUGAUGCAGAAAAAUGUGCAGAAGAGGGAUAUAGUUGUUUACUGUGCCGUCCUCGUGGGACAGCUCCAGCACAUUUAGCACAUGUCUCAAGUCCUAAAAUCAAACAGAAAACUUCAUCUCGUGAUAAUAGUCCAGAUGCUAAUAAAGGAAUAGUUAAUGAAUUCUGUAUGGAUGGUAUUUAUUUAUCUGAAUCAGGUGUUCAACAUAUGAAGGUUCUAACCAGUGGUAUAGAAAUAUCUCAUCAACGUAAAAAACGAAAAGAUUUGAAAAAAGCACAAAUGGAAAAAGAAGCAGCUAUUAUGGCAGCGAUUGAAUCUGUUGUGUGCAAUAGUAGAGAUACUAUUAAUGAUUCUUUAGAUCAUGAUGAUGCGUAUAAGAUGGAUUUUGAUGAUAUUAAGGAAGAACCAAGUGAACCCGAACCUAUUUAUAAAGAAGGAAUGAUAGUUCAGCCACGUGAUGAUGGUCGUCCUCCUGAACCACCAGAAGGUUUUAGUAUUUUGACAUUAGAAACAGGUGUAAUGGUUCUACGCCGAAAACGAGUUAGAAAUCUUCAAAAAUUAGGUAUUGGAGGAUUUGUUGUUAGAGGACGUAUGCCCCGAGCUAAAGAUAAAGAUGAAGAAAAUACUCAGGAUGGUGAUGGCGAAGACAAUAAACCAAGGCGUAAACAAAAUCGAUGGAAAAAACCAAAGAGUAAAAUUGCUGAAAAUUACCCUAAUUACAUCCAAGAUGCAUUUUUUGGUCGUGAUUUGUUGGAUGCCUGCAAUGUGGCAGCACAGAUUUUGGACAGUAGUGAGUCUGAAGAAGUGGAAGAAAAAUAUGAAGAUAUUAAAACAAUUGAACUUUCUCAGGCUGAAUUAAAAAUUAUGGAAGACAUUAAAGCCAGACAACAAACAAAAGAAGAAGUGAUUCAAAAAUGCAUGAAUAUUAAGGAAGAGAUAAUUGAACUCAAUGAACAACCAAAAGUUGUUGAAAAGAAAAAAGAAAUACUUUCUACAAAUGAGAAUGAUACGUUGAAAGAUAUUUUGCUGUCAGAUAAUUUAUUAGAUUCUAUUAUGAAUGAACAAAGUAGGAAUAUUAAGACAGAAAUGGAAGUUGUAGAAGAACCCGAUAUAAAUGAAACUGGUACUUCAGUUCAAAAAGAUGAAUUUAGUGAAAUUCUUGGUUCACAUUUUAAUCUUGAUUCUAUGGUCAGAGAGACAGGGUUACCAAAUAUGGAUAGUAAAGAUGUAGAAGAGAUUUUUAAAGUAGUCUUAACUGACGAUGCUUCACAAGAAUCUCAAGAUCCGAAUAGCUCUAAUAUGUUAUUAAUAAGUAAUAAUAAUAUGGGUACCGUACCUCAAGCUCAAAAUGGAGUUGUUUUGGUUCAAAAUCAAAACCAUGUUCCAAUAAUGUCUCCAUCUCGUACAGGUGUUCCAACUAAUAUGUCUCGUGGAAAAGUACCAGCUCCAGCAUUACCACCUGUUGUAACCAAUAUGCCUUCUCCUAUCUAUCCAGCAAUGUCUCCAUAUCAUUCUGAAUAUAGCAAUAGUCCAUCUCAGUUUAGUCCAGCAUUUUCUGAACCUCACAGUCCUUGGGUUCAAAAUAGUGGUGGUGAAGAUAGCUUAGAAGGCGUAGGUUCUCAGUCAUCAGCAAUAAAUACCAGUCAAAGAAAUUCUCAAAAAAUGGAAGCAGAUGAAGCUUUAGGACCUAAAGCUUCAAUAUCUGCUGUACUUUACGCUAAUGUUACUCAUCCUGAAUGGAAAACCGAAUUUCCUUCUUGGCCUGAAAGAUCAAGACAAAUAUUAAAAAAGUGGAGAACACUGUCUCCAGAACAAAAAAGUCCAUUUUUAUUAAAAGCAAGAGAAAACAGAACUAAUUUGAGACAGAAAAAAGCGCAACAGGCAGUGAAGGAAGACAGUACCAGUGGCGACAACCGGACCAGUUCAACGUCUAGUGCUACCCAGAGUCCGACGAUUAACAAUGGAGAGGUGUGUCCCACCAAAGAACUGAUGCAACCCGCAAUACUAAUUGCCGCUGGUGAUGGUCAUAAUAACUCACAAUCUCCCCAGCCUUCUGAUCUUGAGCCUGAAUCUAACCCACCUCAGCAAACAUUUCCUACUACUAUUCCUACUCACCCAUCUACUAUACAAUAUAUACCAGUUUUACCCAACCCUCCAUCUCCCAAUCCUGUUAAUUUGCGAACUAUUCACAUCAUUCCUGCAGAGAAGAAUUCAUCUGAACCAAUUCAAUAUCAAUAUGUAGCAUCGGGUUCUUCUGAAAGGGGAACUCUGCAUUAUCCACCAAAUAGUAUUCACAUAAUACAAACAGUUCCAUCAUUAAUAAUGUCUAAUUCAAUAUUAGCCACAUUAGACACUAAAAAUCAAACUGAUUCACGUAAUAACCUAUUACAUAUAAUCACAUCACAGCCAACUGGCACAAUACGUAAUGUACAGUUGGUGAGAAAUGAAUCAUCAUCAGCUGGCAUUGAGGGCGCUAAAACUAACAUAACCGCUAGCAGUACUAACAAUUCAGUCAGCACUUCACCACCGCUGUCUGACCAACAAAUACGUGUACUAACACCGUCUGAGAUAAUGCGCACACUCCCGUCCCUUGGUCAAGAGACUUAUGACCCUGUGGAUCAAGACAAAAUGAUAUCUCAACAAAGAUCCCGUGAAGCUGAAAAUGAACGUCAAUGGAAACAGUUACAAGCAAUGCGACAACAACAGGCUCAAGCUGCACAACAGCAGCAAGUAAUGCAAGACCAACGUACUCAAGGAGUUUAUCAAAGAGUACCAGUUCAUCAAAGAAAUCUUUCUAUUGAUACCAAUCAAUUUACUAAUUCUGAUCAACAAGUGUUGGUUCAUACACCAAAUUUGACUACUCAGUUACAAGUUUCUACUAAUCAGGAUGGUUCUUUGACUCCCUUACAAAGUCCCAGUAGUGUAAGUUCUCAACAACAAUCUAGAUCACCAUAUCCUUCACCCGUCUUAAAAGUGACGAGGGUUGUAAGUCCUGCUUCAGCAUCACCAUCACCUCAAUACACACGUUCACAGUCAACACCAGGACCAACAGAUUUGUUUAGUCCACCAAUAUCUUCAACUUCUGCAGCUCAACAACAAAGAAAUGUUCAUUUUAAUCCGACAUCUCCGCGAGGCCGAGAUGAUGUAUUUUCAUCACCUCAAGCUAAUCAAGAAAUGACAAGACAUUUGAGGGAGUUACUUCAAAGGCAGCAGUUUAAAAAAGAAACACCAGCUGAUCAACGUAUGUGGAAUACAGAAGAUACACCUAAUCAAGAAAUAAGCUCUCAAAAUGUGUCAAAUCAAGAUUUUGAAACCCCAUCUUCUGGACCAACAUUUCGCCAGCCUUUACCUCCAAGUGCUGUUAAGACUCAGCGUAUGCCUUUCCAACCAAUGGUUACUCCAAAUACUCAAAUGGUCAUUCGGCAACGAGUUCAAGAUCAUAAAUUCCAAUUAUCAGAUCCUCGGUUUCGAUUGUUAAUACAACAACAACGAUCUACUACUACUGGUGCUGUUAUCAAUAGUAACAUGAAUGCUCAACAAUUUGUAUCUGGUAUUAAAAAUCCCAUUACACAACAAGUGUUGACACAACAAAAUUCUAGACCUUACGAAAUAAUGCAACAACAACAGCAGCAGCAGCAGCAACAACAGCAGCAGCAGCAACAACAACAACAGCUGCAACAACAACAACAACAACUGCAACAACAACAGCUGCAACAACAACAACAUCAACAGUUGCAACAACAGCAACAGCAACCACCAUUUUCAGCAGUAGAAAGAUCUGAAAGCUUGGACCAAAAAUAUCAAUCCCCAAUUAAUGAAGUUUCUUCAAUAAUAAAUGAUCCUAGUUCAAUGUCUCAAUCUAUUGUUGGUCAAAAUGUAUCUGUUGGUAGACAUAGUGAUAUAUUACAGCAYCAGACUCAGCAAAAUUCUAUCAAUGGUGCUGAUAAUGUAGACAGUAGAAGUGAAGAAAUUACAGAUAGUGUUAGAGAUGAAUUGGAAAAACUGCAACAAGAAGGAGAUCCAAAUAAUAUUGGUGAAGUUGAUGGAGUCAAUGCCCUUUUGGGUGAUUUAGAUGAUGAUGAUGAACUCUUAGCUGAAAUGGGAGCUGACUUUAAUAUAUUGGAAUAUGCUGAUCCAGAACUUGACAACCUAGAUUGCGGUAACAAAACUAAUAUUUUAUAUGAUCUUGUUGAUGAUGAAGAAUCCAACAAGAGUGCUCACAACAAAACAGUACCAAACGAUAAGUCUUCAGUAGAAAUUGAAACAAAACAACCAAAAGAAGAAGUGGAUGAUCUACAGAGAUUAAAUAGUCUGAACCAUAGAAAAGAGCAAAAUAGCGUAGCAGUUUUAGGAAUUGAAAAGUUCGAACAAGAUAUUAUUCAUCCUCCAAAACUUGAACCUUCACAAAAUGUUAACACACAAAUUGUUCAAGAUAACCAAAUGGGCAAUGUGAUGCAGAACAGAGAAAAUAGUUUGAGUUUCAUGUCAAAUUUUUCUGGAGAAAACCAAACACCCAAAAUGUCACCAAUUGGACAAGUCACUAUUCAGCAACAACAGCGACUAAUUCAAAUGCAGCGCACAGUUGUUCCUAAUCGCAUGAUAGGUUCUCAGCAGAUCAUACAACAAGGGACAGUUCAACAAACUCGACAGUUGGCUCCACCUCCACCUUACCCAGGACCACCACCACCAUACCCAGGACAACAUCAGGUCCGUAUGAGGGCUUCUUUGCCACACAGUGACAUGGUACUACCACACAGUCUUAUGGGCGUCCAAAUGCAGAGAAGACCAUUGUUGCUUCAGGAACAGCCCUUAUUAUUAGAAGAUCUUUUAGAACAAGAAAAACGAGAACAAGAAAAACGACAAAAUGUUGAUACAUCAAGUGUUAAUAGUAAUGUUUCAUCUACGGGUUCUUCACUCCCUGCUCUAUUGAGCGAUGCUGAUUUUGAACUUCUGCGAGCAGAUGUUAUGAAUUCCUCUGCUAGUGGUACUGCUAUUGCUUCACCGCCUAUAAUUCAACAAAGUGGUACAGGAGUUGUACAACAACAAGUCAGUGAUCAAAUACAUAUGCAAAGACCUACGUUUUUGCAAAGAUCCACAUCUCAGCCAGUACAAAAUUGGUCACAACCUCAGCAACUACCUAGUCAAUCUCCAGCAAGACAACAAUUUACUGAUUCAUCUAUAAAAGUUCCAAUUUUUAAUGCUCCGGUAUUAACACCACCAGCACAACCACCUGAAGUUAUAGCUACUGAACAAGAUCGUCAAACUCAACAUGCGUAUGAAGUAUGGCUUAAUGAACAAAGUAACAAUAUAACUAAGCAGUUGAAAUAUUAUGAAAGCGAAGUUCAGAAAUUAAGAAAAAUGAGAAAGAGCAUGAAUAGUAAACAACGUGUUGCUAGAAAACAAGGUAAUGAACUAUCAGAACACGACUCAAUAGAAUUUCAACGCGUUACUACAGAACAGCAAGCUGUUCAAAAAUUAUUGGAUUCAAGUCGUAAGCAAAAUAAACAGCAUAUGGCUAUUAUACAGGAGUACAAAAAUAAACAUCGUCCAGCAACUGCAGAAAGUCCUCAGUCUCCAAGUGUAAUGAUGUCUCCAAAUUCGACUGUUGGAUCUAUUCAACAUCAACAAAACUCAAUGUCUCCACACAAUAGUAUUUCCACUCCUUUAUCUCAAACUGAAGAAAACCCGUUUAGUCCAAACCAACAGUCCCCAUUACCAUCACCUAGAUCUAAUCUGACCUCACCUCAGCUGCGUAAUCCUGGUCAAUCGAGUCCACGGCAAGUGAUUAUAAAUCCAAACACUCAAGACCAACUAACAAGGUUUGUAGUAUGA